AUGACAGACGAGAUUACGCCGCCAACUCUCCCUCUCGUCAAGAAGGAGGAGAAGAAGCCUGCCUCUUCGGGUAAUAACCGUGGACCAAAGAGGCAGACUUCCAACUCGUCUAAUUCACGAGGUGGUGCUCCUGGUGCUAGACCUUCCUCCAGAGGUAGCAACAAGAAGACCCAGACCCAAACCAACACGGCAGCCGUCGAGUCGGGUUCCGACACUGCCUCCAGAAAGGGCUCCGAUAAUGGCAAAAAGCAAGAUCAGCGGGCGAAGAACCCUUCAACUGGUGGACGUGGACCUCCGCAACGUAGAGGGCAUCCUCCUGCUUCUCAAGGCACGCGCACCCCGAAGGAUCAAAGCCAAAACAAGCAGUCAUCUUCACCUGCUCCUGCUCAGGGCAAAGAAUCCAGUGACGCACUCUCUUCUCUUCAACGAGUUAUUGCAGAUCUUAAGACAACAUCUCCAGUUCAACCCCCUGCAGGAUCUAACAACCUUGCAUCAAUGCCUGGCUCGCAAGGCCAUACUUUACCUUUGCAUGCGCCCACCUUCCAACCAGGGGCAGGGGCUUAUCAUGGAACAAAUGUGGAUCAGAAGCAUCGUAAAGCCGCCUCCCUAGGAAACUCUUCGUUGUCGGGCAAUUUCAACUCUUAUUCUCCUCAUUUAGGAGCUAUGAUGGAAGACGUUGAGGAUGGUUCGGGGUCCUUUGAGGAAGGUGAAAUCCCAGAACGUUAUUAUCAGGGGGGUCAUCAGCCACGCUCUCAGUCGCAGAGUUUUAUGGCUCCACGCUUUGCAGCGCUAGCGGCACAGCAGGAGCAAGACACAGUUGGUCCUACUGGUCGCCCCCAAUUAGCACCAGGCUUCAUGUUCGGUGCACGCAAACGCGGCCCGCCUAUGGGCCCACCUAUCAACGAGGAAGAUAUCGGUUUCCAGUUCCCUCAACAGCAGCAAAACUAUCUUCCUGAGGUUGGACAAAAGGAACAAGGUCACAGGAAGACCGAAAGCGGUGAAAUUACGGGCAUCAUGGCCGAGCAGAUUGCAUUGCAAAAUCAGAUUGAGGCCCUCCAGCAACAACAGCAGGCUCUGUACCAACAACAGCUCGCCUCUAAUCAAGUUCUAUCGUUCCAAACCCCCGGCCUUGCACCACAUCGUGGCGCCCAUCGGCGUGUCCAGAGUACAGUGCCUAUGAGCCCCAGUUCAGGCGCUACAUUUGGCUCUCUCCAACACCCCAUGGGCCAAUUCGGAAGCAUUGGUGGCUUAAAUCUUGGCCUCGAUGGUCAAACACAAGGGAUUCCUAGGGGUCAUGGCCGACGACAUAGUGUAACCGUCGUUAACAAGACCGUCAGUCAACCAAACAUGGGGUCUACCGCCUUUGAAGGCUUUGACGAAGGCUUUACUCCUCCUGUUCCUGCAAUGGGAGGUCACUCGAGGCAAACAUCUCGAGUCGAUUCCAGCUGGCGAAUUAAUGGUGGUGUUGGAGGCAUUCAGGGCAAUAAUGGUGGAUUUGCGACUGAUCUUGCCCAAGCACAGGCACAGUUGCAAAGUUUACAGCAAUUCAGAGCUGCUGCUGGGGGUCAUCACCAUAAAAUGCCUUCCUUCAGUUUCCCCAACAUGCUGCCUAACAUGAUGGCUGCCAAUAUGAUGGGUAUUGGAUUGGGUGGGAUAAAUCUUCUCCAACAGCAGCAACAGCAAUUCCAAUCUCAACUCCAGCAGCAGUCCAACCAACCUCAACGCAAAUCUUUGUUCGCUCCCUACUUGCCUCAGGCUUCCUUGCCACCUCUUCUUGCUGCUGGAAAACUGGUUGUUGGAAUUCUUCGAGUUAAUAAACGCAACCGCUCAGAUGCCUACGUUGCUACUGAAGUUCUGGAUGCUGACAUCUACAUCUGCGGUUCUAAAGAUAGGAAUCGAGCUCUCGAAGGAGACAUAGUUGCCGUAGAGCUUCUGGACGUUGAUGAAGUUUGGGGUACCAAGAAAGAAAAGGAAGAGAAAAAGAGGAAGAAGGAAGAAAAUGCCGCAUACGACUUAAAGUCCAAUACUGGUCGCAAAGAUGACAAGAAGAAAGAUGACGUGGAAGUUGAGGGACAAGGCCUUAUGCUUUUUGAGGAUGAAGAGGUAACCGAUGAAAUUAAACCCCAAUUUGCAGGGCACGUCGUCGCCGUUGUUGAAAGAAUGCCAGGUCAAUUAUUCUCCGGGACUUUGGGCCUUCUCCGUCCAUCUUCUGCUGCUACUAAGGAAAAACAAGAGGCUGAAAGACGCGAGCGAGAGGGUGACAAAGGUGAUGAACCGCGUCGUCCUAUUGAACGUCCUAAGAUUGUGUGGUUUAAGCCCACCGAUAAGCGUGUACCUCUUAUUGCCAUCCCAACAGAACAAGCACCUCCAGACUUUGUUCAGAACUCAGAAGCAUAUGUUGACAAGCUCUUCGUUGCUUGUAUUAAACGUCAUCCUAUCAGUUCUUUGCAUCCUUUUGGGACCUUGGUUGAAGAACUUGGACCCAUUGGCGAUAUUGAAGUUGAAACAAGCGCGCUUCUUAAGGAUUGUAACUUCCCUACGGAGGAUUUCACAGACAAUGUUUUGAAAUGUCUUCCGCCUAUCCCUUGGACUAUCCCUGAGCGUGAAGUUGAGACUCGUAAAGAUUUGCGGGGUGAACGCAUCUUUAGCAUUGAUCCUGAAACAGCUAAAGACAUCGACGACGCCCUGUCGAUUAAAGCAAACGACGAUGGAACUUUUGAUGUUGGUGUUCACAUAGCGGACGUUUCAUUCUUUGUGAAGCCAAACACGCCAUUAGAUCGGGAUGCGCGCAAGAAAGCAACAAGUGUUUAUCUUGUGCAGCGCGCAGUGCCCAUGCUUCCUCCUACUUUAAGCGAGCAACUGUGUAGUUUGCUUCCCGGCCAAGAUCGCCUCGCAUUUUCCGUUGUCUUCACAAUGGAUAAUGAAGCAAGAAUUACCAAAAAAUGGUUCGGCAAAACCAUAAUUCGCUCUGUGGCCAAAUUGGCAUACUCUGAUGCUCAAAAAGUCAUUGAUGGUCAACCUCUAAGCGAUGUGCCAAUAGAUACAGGCCAUAAUCCCUCUGAUAUCGAACGUGAUAUCAUGGGCUUGCAGAAUCUUGCCAAGAAACUUCGUGCACGUCGAUUCGAAAACGGAACUUUAAGUCUGGAAAGCCUCAAACUUUCGUUCACCCUGGAUGAAAAUGGCCUUCCUACAGAUUGUGGACAAUACGAGCGCAAAGAAGCCAAUACGUUGAUUGAAGAGUUUAUGCUUUUGACCAAUAUCUCUGUUGCCCAACAAAUUGCUGUGCACUUACCCGAGCAAGCCUUGCUACGGCGCCAUGAUACUCCGCUUGAACGUCGCUUGAACUCUUUCAACCAACGUGCAGAACGCUUGGGAUACACCAUGGACACAUCGUCUGCGGGUGCCUUGAUGAAGUCUUUCAACGCAAUUGAUAAUCCGACUGCCCGCAGACUCUUGGAACUUCUGUCAUUCAAGGCAACACAGCGCGCUAAAUACUUCUGCUCCGGCAUGCUUGAUAUUGCGAAAUAUUGGCAUUAUGCACUGAAUACCCCUCUAUAUACUCAUUUCACGUCCCCUAUUAGGCGAUAUGCUGACAUUCUUGUUCACCGUCAAUUGGAGGCAGUUUUACAAGGCGGAGCCGAGACAAAGUUUACCAUGGACCGUGAUGCUGUGGCGAAAGUCGCACAACAGUGCAACAUUAAACGCGAUUCUGCCGUCCUUGCUCAGGAGCAGUCAGCGCAUCUUUUCCUUUGUGUCCUCAUUUCAGAUCUCACAAAUCGAUAUGGUCCUGUAAUUCGUCAAGCAAAGGUCGUCGGUGUGCUCGAUGCUGCUUUUGAUGUGCUUGUCCCAGAAUUUGGUAUUGAGAAACGGGUUCAUGUUGAUCAAAUGCCAAUUGACAACCAUGUUUAUGACGAACACACUCACACACUUCAAAUUUAUUGGUCCAAUCGCGAUGUUAUAUCUUGGCUUGCAGAGAACAGCGACGACGAACAUUUAAGAAAGGUGAAACAAAAUGCUGAACAGCAUGCUUUGAAAAUGGAAGUUGUCUCUCGUUCUGUCCACGAUGAGAGCGCUCUUUUCGAUGAAGAUGACGCCGACGACGAUGAGAUCGUAUUGGGCCGUAGUGAGACCUUACCCGAGAAGCCUGAGACCUCCAAGCAACGCCUACUUUCCAUGGCCAAAGUCAAACCCGAAUUUGAAGGUGUACGCGUCACUGCGUCCGGGCACAAAAUCCAGGAAAUUCGUGAACUCAUGACCGUCCCUGUUAUUGUCACCGCAGACCUUACGAAGAGCCCUCCUGUCAUUAAAGUCUACAGUGUCAACCCUUAUGCUGAGCAGAAGUAA
Psilocybe cubensis is the source of this 4344-nucleotide messenger RNA. RefSeq lists its product as uncharacterized. Gene Ontology annotation, cellular component: exosome (RNase complex); P-body. The transcript has 13 exons. The record is from RefSeq and is a predicted model, not a curated record. Gene Ontology annotation, molecular function: 3'-5'-RNA exonuclease activity; RNA binding. The coding region runs from base 1 to 4344 and encodes 1447 amino acids. NCBI's taxonomy places the organism in Eukaryota, Fungi, Basidiomycota, Agaricomycetes, Agaricales, Agrocybaceae.